CAAAGCGCUGUGUUGGGCGGGCGGGAGUCGUGGCAGUCUGCUUAGUGAUAUCGUCGCGGAUACAGGUCUAUCAGUGCGAUCUAAACCGGAUAAUCCACAACAAUGCCUGCCAGGAACAAGGACCAAGAACAGGAAGUUCUGACCUGGAUCACUCAAGUCUUGGGUGAGCCAUUGCCCAACGGUGCUUACGAGGAUGUCCUCAAGGAUGGCAUCGUGCUGUGCAAACUCAUUAACAAACUGUCUCCCGGAUCUGUGAAGAAGAUACAAGAAAGGGGAACCAACUUCCAGCUUAUGGAAAACAUUCAAAGAUUCCAGGCCGCCAUUAAGAAAUAUGGAGUACCAGAGGAAGAAAUCUUCCAGACUGCCGAUCUUUUUGAACGACGCAACAUUCCUCAAGUCACCCUUUGUCUGUAUGCAUUGGGAAGAAUUACUCAGAAGCAUCCAGAAUGGACCGGACCUCAACUCGGCCCCAAGAUGGCGGAUAAGAACGAGCGCACAUUCACCGAGGAGCAACUAAGGGCACACAACGCUGAACUUAACCUCCAAAUGGGUUUCAACAAGGGCGCUUCCCAGGCCGGUCUGGGGUCAUUUGGCAACACUCGCCAUAUGUAAUUACAUUAGUCUAAGUGUGGAGAGAAAUGGAAUCUUUAAAAUGUCAACAAAAUUUUGACAUUUACGUAAUGAUUUGGCGGACUUUUUGACAGCAACUAAUAAAAGAGCGGGAGAUUUUUGUUAUGAUUUUAAAGAUUGUUUCUAUUUUGGGUACAUGAGACCAAUGCCGAUUUUUUUCGGAAAGUCAGUAUUUUUAUUUAUUUUUUAUCUUUAUAUGCUUGAUAAGGUUUUAUUUAUUUUUAAUUUAGUAUUUCCGUUAAUAAAAUUGUUAACCUUUUUGUGAUAUUAAUUUCAAAAUUUGUACCAUAGGGUUUUUGUUAAUGAAUUAAUUUUGUAAAGAUUUAGCGUAGAACUCAAGUAAGUUUCACGUAACAAAACUAAGAAUUUAUUUAUUUCUAAUUUUUAAGUAACUACCAAAUUUCUUUCAAUAAACAGUUUUUUUAAGAA
Papilio polytes (common Mormon) is the source of this 1059-nucleotide messenger RNA. RefSeq names its product myophilin. The coding region runs from base 103 to 612 and encodes 169 amino acids. Gene Ontology annotation, biological process: actomyosin structure organization. NCBI's taxonomy places the organism in Eukaryota, Metazoa, Arthropoda, Insecta, Lepidoptera, Papilionidae. The record is from RefSeq and is a predicted model, not a curated record. Gene Ontology annotation, molecular function: actin binding. The transcript has 4 exons.